AUCAUCGUCAUGAACACAACUGGGACGGGUGUUGGUGCUAGUACUGGCUCGGAAGCCAAGCGCGUCUUUCCUCCGCUUUACGUUGCAUCUGGAAAUGCCUCCACGGACAGACUUGCGUUCUUUCACAUCAUCGAGCGGCUCAAGACACAAAAACGGACGGGAUGGGUAGACAACGGGAUACCUAACGCAGAGAGCAUAUCAGAUCACAUGUACCGCAUGGCCCUCCUCGCCAUGUGCACCUCGGAUGAGAACCUCGACGUGUCCAAAUGCGUGAUGAUGGCUGUGGUUCACGACCUCGCCGAAGCUCAAGUGGGCGACAUCGCCCCGCGUGAGGGCAUAUCCAAGGCCGAGAAGCGGAGACUGGAAGCUGAAGCAAUGCACAACUUCGUCUACGACAUGCUCCACGGAAGCUCCGCUGCAUUGCGGAUAGAAGCGCUUUGGAAGGAAUAUGAGGAAGGCCAAUCGGCAGAAGCCAAGUUCGUCAAAGACUUAGACAGACUCGAGAUGGCCAUCCAAGCAUCUGAAUACGAGAAAGCACACGACAAGAAUCUACAGCCGUUCUUCGACAGCAGCGUUCCAUUCUUGCGACAUCCCGAGGUGCAGGAAUGGGGCAAGUCGUUGACGCAGGAGCGAGAUGAACGACAAUCACAAGGCAAGGAAGGCCAGCCGAGAUGAUGUCCAAUCCGCGUGUUUGGGGACAAACGGAGUGUUGAGUAAAAAGCAGGAAUGUGUGGUAUCGAUAUAUGUGCAGUAUAUGAAUGGUGUUCUAUGUACUGUAUCUAAGACAAUCGGGUGAUAACCGCGAAUCUAUGUAAGUGUGAGUCCGAGGUCACAUUAUGAAGGGCAGGAAUGUAUGUGAUCCUCUGUAACCGAUAGUAGAAACUUUAUAAGGGGAUCAGCUGUAGGACAAGUCACGCGGAGCGAGUUCGUUCGUCAAGAUAACGUUAUCAGUAUCGUCCCAGGAAUCUGGAUUGCGGGACAAAGCUAUUGCCGCGUAAUAGCUCUUUUGUACCCUCGAAGAUUAUGAACCCAAUAUAGUUCACUUCUUGGCUUCAUCAGCGGUGAUCUCCUGCGAGAUCUUGCUCUUUGCUCUAAU
Coniophora puteana RWD-64-598 SS2 is the source of this 1096-nucleotide messenger RNA. RefSeq names its product HD domain-containing protein. Gene Ontology annotation, cellular component: cytoplasm. Gene Ontology annotation, molecular function: 5'-deoxynucleotidase activity. The record is from RefSeq and is a predicted model, not a curated record. Bases 10 to 675 code for a protein of 221 amino acids. NCBI's taxonomy places the organism in Eukaryota, Fungi, Basidiomycota, Agaricomycetes, Boletales, Coniophoraceae. The transcript has 10 exons.